GAGAUGAGCUAAUGACACCCUUGCCUUAAAACUGUGUGGGUUCUUCUCACAUACACAGAUCACCCCACACGACCAUCUGGGUAUUUGGGAGGCCGUGAAUUGUCACCGAGGAGUGGUUUCUUGAAGUCGCGGUGUGUGAUUGUGACUGGAAAAUAGAGAAGUAUUUUAUGUAUAGGUCUCUAAGAGGCAAGAGAUGGCUUUGGUAAAAAAGCGGUUGGGUUCGUAAAGGACGUGGUAAGAAGAGAAUUUAAGGCACCACCGGCAGAGAGAAACUGUUGGGAGUGUGUUUGAUGCCCUGUCUUCCCGAACGUGCGCUUUUCUGUCUUCUUCCGAGCUGAUUGACCCUCUUCAGCCUCCGUACGCAGUGGGUCCAAAGUGCCGGUCAAAAUGGAAGUGAAUCCCCCCAAACAGGAGCACCUGCUGGCCCUGAAAGGUCCUGUUUCCCUCUGAUUUGGAAAGAGAGAGAGUCUUGUAAUUAUAAAUUGCAUUCUAGCUCUGAGGAGCUCAGCUAAGAAAUAUUCUCUUCAUUAAGAGUAACUGGAUUACUGCAGAAUGACUACAGAAGUAAUAUUACAUUAUCGACCAUAUGAGAGUGAAACCACACAACUGCCAAAAAUUGCAGAGAAAGCAAUUCAAGACUUUCCUACACGUCCACUAUCAAGAUUUAUUCCUUGGUUUCUGCCUGAUGGGUCCAGACUUCCACUCAAACCUAAAAGAUUACCACCUGUGAUUUCUGAAGAGGCAACUGAAGAUGUGAGACAGUACUUAACCAUCUCAGAACAUGAUAUUAAAUUGCAGAGUUAUGAUUGCACAGUAGAUCUACUGGAGUUUCAACCUAAUUUGAAAAAAAAGAAGCACUUAAUCCAAUCACACACACUGAAUGAACAGACUAAUUCUGGAAGUCUGGAUAAACAAUCAGAAAAAGGAAAACGGCACAAGAAGAGGUCUUGGAGUGUUUCACUUCCCAGCAGUAAUUGUACUGAAAAUAUUUUUCCUUUGUCUGAAAAAUUGCAAGAUAGUUUAAAGGCACUAAAUUUGCACUCAUUUUAUAGAGCAAGAUGGACAAUAGAGCACACUAUUUGUAACAACCAAACUCUGGAAGACAUUUGGGCAAAACUCAAUCGAAUUAUCAGGUGCAAUGAACUUCCAUCUUGUAAUGCUACAAUUCAGAGACAUUUAGGCCAGAUAUGGGUGUUCUGUGAUGUUAUGUACUGUGAAUAUGUGGGAAAUCUUCUUAAAGGAAGAUUAGCUCUUACUGGGAAGAUUAACUUAUUUGUGCAUAAAUAUGGUGUUAUUUUUAGUAUGUAAUGAAUUCCACUAAUUGUCAAAAAGAAAAAUAUUCUGAAUGAACUGAGUAGGAACUGAAACAGAUGAAUAAAUUUUUAAUUGUGUGGUAAUAUAUGUACAGUUUGUAUCCCAGAAAUAAAUACCAGGUGAAUUCCUAGGCUUGUCACUUAAGUCAGGAACUUGCUGCGUUUUACUUUGAGCAGCCUUCUUUUAAAUGAAUUGUGAUAAAUUAUUAUUUUUACUGAAUUUAAAGGUAAAAUGUUCUAUUCCUUUUGUUCUGUUACUUUUCC
Balaenoptera ricei (Rice's whale) is the source of this 1577-nucleotide messenger RNA. RefSeq names its product shieldin complex subunit 3. Gene Ontology annotation, biological process: positive regulation of double-strand break repair via nonhomologous end joining; positive regulation of isotype switching; negative regulation of double-strand break repair via homologous recombination. The transcript has 2 exons. Lineage: Eukaryota; Metazoa; Chordata; Mammalia; Artiodactyla; Balaenopteridae. The record is from RefSeq and is a predicted model, not a curated record. Bases 553 to 1308 code for a protein of 251 amino acids.